UUUUGGGCUAGUUUACUCCUUCAAUAUGUGUUCUUUCAAGCUACUAUAAAUAAAACGUUGAAAAUGUACACAAAGAUGUUUAUUUUAAUACAUUUUGGCUGCAUCCGAAUACUCGUACUUGCAUACUAUAUAGUAUGCAUUUUGUAGUAUGCGAAAAAUCUAGCGCGUCCGAAUACUGUAGUAUGCAUUCUGUAGUACGGAAGUCAUUUCCGAAUGCAUACUACCGCCAAAGUGAACCACGGACCACACUACGCUAUCCCACAAUGCAACCGGAGUCUGGUAACAAACGAAGAAGAGAUGGCUGACCCGACACCACCAACAGCGGCUCCCGCAAAUUUCGAAACAUUGAAAUGUAAGUACAACAUUGAAAUGUUAGUACAAGUAUUAAAUGUUUCUUUAAUCGGUCAUUACGAAAACUGUGCCGUCUUUCUUGUCAUGGUAAGGUCAAACCUUGAUCUGUUUUUCAGGCUAACGUAAAUGCUACGUGUUAGCAGCUAUCUAUCGACAAUAAUAACGUAAUUUCAGGUAGUAAACUAGUGCCGUUUUGUUAGUCCAUCGUAGCUUGUGUUUGCUGUGGAUAUAACAUUUAUGUUGGUUUAUAUGAUGGCUUAACGAUAGGUUACGAUUGUUAAAUGCGUGUUGCGUUCAUACGACAGUCUCGGCAUCUGUGCAAGCACGCGAGUGCCUUGCACAGAUUGAGAGUGAGAGAGAUAUCAACGUACCAAGUGCCAAACUAGUAGGCAAUAAACUCACCAAUGAAUUACUUUGGCUGAAUAUCUGAUUUGUCAUAAUUUGCUUUGACGCAGGGACUGACGAGGACACCCGCCAUCUUAUAGCCUGGCGGGCAGCUAAUGCAAUGCUAUUCACGGGAGUGAAGAAAUCUGCUAAGGAUGGCUUUGAACAAUUUAUUAAAGACAAGGGGCUGGGGGGGAAGAUAUCCACCCAGCAGGUGAAGAGGAAGUGGGAAAACCUCACCGCAAGAUACAAAAUAGUCGUGCCCGUGAGGUGCUGCCACACGAGGCCCAGCAGCAACGGCAGCAGCCAGGAUCGCACGUGCAUCAUCCCCUCGCCUUGUCUCAAUGACCCUCUCGCCUGCAGGACCAUCAUUGUCACGCCCAUGGUCAUCCUCCACAAUGUCUGGCUCAACAAGGUCUCCGUUGGCAACGCAGACAUUGUGCAGGAUGGCACAACAUGUGACCACGUAAGGGACAAAGGUGGGGCUGACCUCCAGUGCCUUAAAGAAAAUGGACCGCCACCUCGCCUUCAUCGUCCCGAAUGCCCUCUCAAUGACAUUUCUCGCCCGUGCGUGCCUACGGUUGUAAAGGGCACGCACAGGGUCUCGGACUGGUUCCCUGUAAGGGGUCAUUAUGCAAGUUGGGCUCGUCAAACACGGAUACCCACCAUCCCCAAGGAUGCACCGGCCCUCAGGUGGGUACAAGGCCUCAUAAUAGACCGGACUGUUCCUCAGCACCCUUGAAUCGUGGACAGAACCUGUGAAUCCAACAAAGACAUCGAUGAACCUGCCUCGGUGGUCACAGAUGACCUGCAUCUGGAUUGAAUGGAAAAGCUUCCGGUUGAAGUAGCAGGCUCCAUCUGCUGCUGGGGGCUUCACACGAAUGUGGCAAUCAUCUAUGGCCCCCACUGCCACAUUGAAUGCUUGCGAACCAGCCGAUGCCGCAAAGCCAUUCCCAACUUCCUCCAGGUCCUGGGGAUUUCCAACUUCCCUCCGGAGAAGGCCCACAAUAGCCAUGCAUGUCCGGUGUACCAUGUCGAAGACCGUGGACCGUGGGAUGUCGAAAGCCCUCGACACCACUGGAUAAGUGGUAGCAUGGGCAAACCAAUAAAUGAAUACCAACACGUUGAUCUCUAUUGGCCAACCAUGGUCCGAGUCAGACCCCAGCAUUCCAAUAAGGGCUGUGAUGGUCUCCCGAGACAAGCGGAGAUCUCGCUUGAGGUCUCCACCAUUGUAGUAGAGACGAAGGAUGGGCACAUGCAGAUUAACCUCACGAUAGGAUGUGGGAUUUGCACCUUGAGCCUGUAGAUAGACAAAAUGAAUGAUAGAAUAAUUCUUUAUUUUUUUUGUUCAACAUGUACGUUAUUUGUGUGUGUGUGUUCAAUAAAAAAGGAAAAAUUAACUUCAAUCGUCUUUUUCACGGAGUAACAAAUAACUGUAAAUGUAUUAUUAUUCCAAAAAAAUGACGUACCAAAUGUCCACAUAUAUACAACAUAACCUGCCGGUAAGUCGCUCUACGAGAUGACCGACGACGACGCCUUCUAGCAGAGAUAUCAAUUUCAAGAGCCAUUCGCGUAGAAAGAGACUUUUUUUUAUUCAAUAGCAACGAUAAUGAGACGGAAAACAGGUACAUUUUGCCGCCAUCUGGGGGGAGAUACGUCAUCUCCAAACAUCCGGUGGAGUUUCGGCGGUGUGCGGAAGCGUUCGACGCAUGUCUGUAGACCGUACUACACAGUCAAGUGUAGUAUGGUCAAGUAGUAGACACUAGACAGAAAUAGUAUGUACUAGGUAUUCGGAUGCAGCGUUUGUUUACUUGCAGCAGUAAGUUACUCCCGAAUUUACCAAGAAGUUAGCAUUCCAACGCGACAUGCCGAGUUUCGCCUGUUUACUGAAGACUUUCGUGUCCGGUAUUGUUGUAAAGCUCCGAGUCCCCUGCACAAUGAUCUGUUCUCCAAAUAAGGGCAUUUCCUUUCUAUCAGUAACCAAUCGUGAAUGUCCAACGGGGGUUUUAAAGCUAAUGACGAAAUCUCAUUGGCUAUUGCUGAUUUCUACUAACGUGAUUCGCUCAGACGCAUCACGUGGUGUACUUUGACACUUCCGUGUUUAGCUUACCGCGGGAGCUUCCAAAAUGCCGAUACCACCGCAAAUGACAAGGGAGAGAAAAAAGCAAUUGGCCAUAGCAAGAUGUGGAAAGGGAAGGCGAUCUAUUGGAUUAGCUGUUAAAACACCAGCAAGCAGCACAUCUGAUCGUAAGCUGUCAUUGGGAAAAC
Molecule: messenger RNA, 3003 nt
Organism: Gadus chalcogrammus (walleye pollock)
Lineage: Eukaryota; Metazoa; Chordata; Actinopteri; Gadiformes; Gadidae
Exons: 3
Coding region: 857-1477 (206 amino acids)
Source: RefSeq, a predicted model, not a curated record